Dendroctonus ponderosae (mountain pine beetle) is the source of this 1155-nucleotide messenger RNA. RefSeq names its product serine--tRNA ligase, mitochondrial (gene SerRS-m). The record is from RefSeq and is a predicted model, not a curated record. Gene Ontology annotation, biological process: mitochondrial seryl-tRNA aminoacylation. NCBI's taxonomy places the organism in Eukaryota, Metazoa, Arthropoda, Insecta, Coleoptera, Curculionidae. Gene Ontology annotation, cellular component: mitochondrion. Gene Ontology annotation, molecular function: tRNA binding; serine-tRNA ligase activity; ATP binding.
CCAUAAUGAUUAAAGACAAAAUUUUAGGUUAUUAUAAUAUAAACAACUUUGCCAAUUGCCUUAAAAAUAAUUAAAUAUACCAAGAGGAUAACUACUCUUCGUUGCAGUUACAUCAGGUUUAUAAAGGUCAACGAGUAUUAAACUAUACAAGAGAAUGUUACGAAAACCACCGAUCUCGAUAUCACUUCUUUCAUUAAGGCGAAAAAUCCAUGUUUCCUCUCGGGUUCUAUGGAAUAUUCCAAAAUCCAUGGAAUUAGAUGAUGAAUACUUAUUUAAUACCGAUAAUAUAAAAGACAUUGAAGACAACAUUUCACGACGAAAAAGUAUAGGCAAUAUCAGGCUAGUCAACGAAAUGCAUGAGAAGUUGAAAAGUUUGAAAACUAAUGACUCCAAAUACCAAUCUGUAAAAGCUCAACUCGCUGAAGAAUGUAGAAGAAUACCAAACAGAACACACCCUGACAUAAUUUCGUAUAUCGAUACUCCAAAAGUCAUCAAAUACAUAGGAUCAAAAAGAGUUUUUGAUUUUCCCCAUAAAGAAUUUUAUGAAAUAUCAAAACGAUUAAAGUUGGUCAGGACAGAACAAUUGGGUAGUUUGGCUGGAAGUAGGACCUAUUACCUAUUAGGGCAAAUGGCUGAACUUGAGCACGCUCUAGUGAGGUAUUUUGUAAAGAAUCUUCUGCAAUCUGAGUUUCAAUUAGUGUCUGUUUCUGAUAUAGUUCCUAGAGAUCUUGUAGAGAGUUGUGGAAUGAAUACAAAAGGAGAAAGAACACAAAUUUGAGAACUCAUCAAGAGCAGUUCUUCGGGUCGCUAGGGAUACAUUUCCAAGUACUUGACAUGCCUCCGCAUGAUCUUGGAGCUCCAGCCUAUAGAAAGUACGAUAUUGAGGCAUGGAUGCCUGGACGGAAUUUGUACGGUGAAAUAUCGAGUUGUUCAAACUGCACCGACUUCCAAGCCCGGCGUUUGAAUAUAAGAUACAGGAAAGCCGAUGGUUUCACUGAAUUUGUGCAUACUUUGAAUGGAACAGCCUGUGCGAUACCUAGAUUGCUGAUUGCACUGACAGAGACCUUUCAACAAAGUAAAGGCACGAUCUUGAUUCCUGAAGUGUUGCAACCGUUCAUGCAUAAUGAGCGAUUUAUUAGUAAACAGAAAAGGAUU